Messenger RNA from Penaeus vannamei (Pacific white shrimp), 610 nucleotides. The record is from RefSeq and is a predicted model, not a curated record. Lineage: Eukaryota; Metazoa; Arthropoda; Malacostraca; Decapoda; Penaeidae.
CGACUGCACAUACCCGCAACCCAGUGCAAGCCAGAACGCUCCAUAGUCAGGCACGAAAGCUUGGUAGUUAUAGACUUGACAUUUUCACUUUGGAGGAGGACCCGGUAUAAGGAUGGCCAGAGGGAUUGUGAUGCUGCUUGUGCUGACGGUCGCUGCUACGGUGACCCAAGGCGCUCUCCAACAUCUGAUCGCAGAUAAUCCAGAGUACCCAGGGAUGUGCGCCGACAAGAAGGCAGGCAUUUUCCCUAUGGGCGCAACAUGGUUUUUGGAAGGCUGUGUACGGGCACACUGCAGGCGUUCUGAGGGCAGGAUGGUUAUCACGUAUGCCUCCUGUUCUCCGUUCGGCCUUCCCCCAAACUGUGAACUGGUUACAGACGAGUCCUUGGUUUACCCUGGUUGCUGCCCGAAGCCUAAAUGCUCCUAAGAAAUUCUGAGUUGUACCCCAAUGACUGCUGUUAUCCUUACUAAUUCAUACCUUAUUUAGUGAAGCUCCUUUACAUAUACCUCCAUUAAUAUGUUAAACACAUGUUCAGCAUUGUAUCAUGGAUGAAGGCAAUAUAUAUGAAAUGUAUAAUAUUGAUAUUGGGGAAAAAAACAUUAUAAAGAGUUA